AUGAAGCUGGUAUCACCCUGGCAAGGACUUGGUCAAGAGGUGGGAGACGCAGUGUCGCAUGAUGCCACCCACGUUGAAGGGGGACAAGAUCCGGGUCACGAGAAGACCGUUGGGUUCAAGUCAGCUCACAGAGCCAUGGAGCCACAGAACAAAAAAAAGAGAAAGAUGAACAAGCGGAUAGUUGUUUGGGAACAACGACACUCGAGGCUGGGCCACGCCUGGACCCGCAAUCACAAGGCGGUCACCCCAACUCCUGAAGAGUCCCGUCUCCCGUCGCUCUCUCCGCUUUUUCUCCGUACAAGCCCUAGUGUGUACUCAGUUUAA
Molecule: messenger RNA, 324 nt
Organism: Penicillium cosmopolitanum
Lineage: Eukaryota; Fungi; Ascomycota; Eurotiomycetes; Eurotiales; Aspergillaceae
Exons: 1
Coding region: 1-324 (107 amino acids)
Source: RefSeq, a predicted model, not a curated record